AUGCCUUCGAGAGCUAAUGAAGUCGGCCUUCAGCCACGUAGUAUCCGAUACGAAUGGGGAGGGCCGAUUGGUGCAUUUUUUAUGGUUUUCUUCCUUCCCAUUCUGGUGCUCGCUCUCAAUUCCUUGUGCGGUAAAACUUCAUGUUCCCUAAUCGAGCAGCUUUCCGACGUACCCGAACUGGUGCUUAACACACUCCACUCUGCUCGCGAGAACCUUCUGGAGGCUUUAAUUAUCGAAGUUUUUUGGAUAUGUCUUCAUGCUGUGUUUUAUUUGUGCCCGAUCGGACGCAUGGUUGAAGGCAUGCCGCUGCGGAAUGGUAAAGCACUUUCCUACCGGAUCAAUGCGAUUCAAGUCUUCAUUCUUUGCCACGUCGUCUUGAUCGGUCUGGCUGUGGCCGGCAUCAUUAACUUGGCCUACCUUACUGACAUCUUUCCAUCUCUAAUGCUAGCCAGCAUUCUCAUUUCGACUGUCAUGUCUGUUAUUCUGUACGGGAUGAGUUUUCGAAGUUCAACGGUGCUAACCGCCCUCGGUGGGAACUCAGGAAAUCCUAUUUACGACUUUUGGAUGGGACGUGAACUAAAUCCGCGGAGUGGUUUUCUGGAUUGGAAGUUUAUGUGUGAGUUACGACCUGGUUUAAUCGGUUGGAGCAUCUUAAACUGGUCUCACGUUCUCAAAUCCGUUCAGCUCGGUACCCUGACACCUGGUAUCGUCCUGAUUGCCUUAUUCGAGAGCCUCUACGUGGUGGAUGGCCUACUAAUGGAAGCAGGCAACUUGACAAUGAUGGAUAUCGUCUCCGAUGGGUUCGGGUUUAUGCUUUGCUUUGGGGAUUUGACCUGGGUACCAUUCAUCUACACCUUGAAAACGAAGUACUUGCUUUACCACCCGGUGAGCCUAACUCCUGGGUACACGGCACUGUGUGUAGUGCUUGUGGUCGUUGGUUACACUAUCUUCCGCGGCGCGAAUACGCAGAAAGAUCGCUUUCGCAACAACCCCAGUGAUCCCCGCGUGCGGUGUUUACGUACCAUGCGAACUUCCAAGGGGAAGUCCCUUAUUAUCUCAGGGUAUUGGGGUGUAUGCCGACACCCGAACUACGUUGGAGACUGGCUGAUGACCCUAGGAUUGGCUGCCCUCUGCGGCGUGCAAGACCUCCUCCCUUAUUUUCAUCCUAUUUACUUUGCCUUCUUAUUAAUACACCGUCAGCUGAGGGACGAGGAGCAGAUGAUGGAGAAAUACGGUAAAAAAGACUGGGAUGAUUUUUGUGAGUUGGUGCCAUGUCGACUGAUCCCAGGGGUGUACUAA
This is a messenger RNA of Phytomonas sp. EM1, 1299 nucleotides long. NCBI's taxonomy places the organism in Eukaryota, Euglenozoa, Kinetoplastea, Trypanosomatida, Trypanosomatidae. The record is from the annotation of a GenBank genome assembly.